This is a messenger RNA of Pipistrellus nathusii (Nathusius's pipistrelle), 2100 nucleotides long. Lineage: Eukaryota; Metazoa; Chordata; Mammalia; Chiroptera; Vespertilionidae. The record is from the annotation of a GenBank genome assembly.
AUGGCGGAGCUAAUGCUCCUCAGCGAGAUUGCGGACCCGACGCGGUUUUUCACCGACAACUUGCUGGGCCCGGAGGACUGGGACUGCACGCUGUACGCCGGCCUGGACCCGGUGGCCGAGGAGCAGGCGCAGCUCUUCCGCUGCCCCGAGCAGGAUGUCCCGUUCGGCAGCGGCAUGCUGGAUGUGGGGAUGGAUGUCAGCCCCCCCGAGCCUCCAUGGGACCCCCUGCCCCUCUUUCCAGAUCUUCAGGUGAAGUCCGAGCCGUCUUCACCCUGCUCGUUGUCCUCCCUCAGCUCCGAAUCGUCGGGUCUUUCCGCAGAGCCCUCCUGCCAGGCCCCUGGUGUAGGGGAGGUGCUGGUUGUGAAGAUCGAGUCCUUGGCACCACCGCUCUGCCUCCUGGGAGAGGAUCCAACAUCCCCGAUUGAAACUGUCCAGAUCAACGUGGGCCCCACCUCCGAUGAUCCCUCAGGGGUCCAGACGAAGACAGAACCGGUCUCUCCUUCCUCCAUCACCCCUGAGGCCUCCUUGCUCUCCACAGAGUCCCCCGACCAGGCUUUCGUAGGAAAGGAGGCCCUAGAAGUGAAGACCGAGCCCCCAGCCCCUCAAGGAUGUCUCCUGCGGGGUGCCCCUGGCCCGCCCCCGGGAGCCGUCCAGAUCAGCAUGGGCCCACCCCCCGAGGCCGCCUCAGGCAAAGCCCUGCCCGCCCGGAAGCCACCGCUGCAGCCGAAGCCUGUGGUGAUAACCACGGUCCCGGUGCCGCCCAGCGCCGUGCCGCCCAGCACCACCGUCCUUCUGCAGCCCCUGGCCCAGCCACCGCCAGUGUCCCCAGUUGUCCUCAUCCAAGGUGCCAUUCGAGUCCAGCCCGAGGGGCCGGCGCCCCCUGCUCCGCGGCCUGAGAGGAAGAGCAUUGUUCCAGCUCCUCUGCCUGGGAACGCCUGCCCCCCUGAAGUGGACGCAAAGCUGCUGAAGCGGCAGCAGCGGAUGAUCAAGAACCGGGAGUCGGCCUGCCAGUCGCGGAGGAAGAAGAAGGAGUACCUGCAGGGGCUGGAGGCGCGGCUGCAGGCCGUGCUGGCCGACAACCAGCAGCUGCGCCGGGAGAACGCGGCCCUCCGGCGGCGGCUGGAGGCCCUGUGGGCUGAGAACAGCGAGCUCAAGUUAGGGUCCGGGAACAGGAAGGUGGUGUGCGUCGUGGUCUUCCUUCUCUUCAUUGCCUUCAACUUCGGGCCUGUCAGCAUCAGCGAGCCCCCUCCGGCCGCCGUCUCUCCUCGGAUGGGCAUGAGCGGAGAGGAGCCUCGGCCCCGGAGGCACCUGCUGGAGUUCUCAGCGCAGCUGCCCGUCCGGGGGGUGCAGUCCCUCCAGGACCCCUCCCCGGGCCCCCAGGAGCCCCAGCCCAGCCUCGAGGGCCGGCCAAGCUUCAGGAACCUGACGGCGCUGCCCAGGGGCUCCGGAGAGCUGCUGCUGCCGGACCUGGACCAGCUCUUCCUCUCCUCGGAUUGCCGGCACUUCAACCGGACCGAGUCCCUCAGGCUGGCUGACGCGCUGAGCGGCUGGGUGCAGCGCCACCAGAGAGGCCGGCGGAAGGCGCCCCGCAGGGCCCAGGAGAGACAGAAGUCUCAGCGGCGGAAGAAGUUGCCUCCAGUUAAGGCAGUUCCCACUCAGCCCCCCGGGCCCCCAGAAAGGGAUUCCGCGGGCCAGCUGCAGCUGUACCGCCGCCCGGACCGUUCGCAGCCCGAGUUCCUGGAUGCGAUUGACCGGCGGGAAGACACGUUUUAUGUUGUCUCCUUCCGGCGGGACCACCUGCUGCUCCCCGCCAUCAGCCACAAUAAGACCUCUCGGCCCAAGAUGUCCCUGGUGAUGCCCGCCAUGGCCCCCAAUGAGACCCUGUCGGGGCGGGGCGCCCCUGGGGACUAUGAGGAGAUGAUGCAGAUCGAGUGUGAGGUCAUGGACACCAGGGUGAUUCACAUCAAGACCUCCACGGUGCCCCCCUCGCUCCGAAAACAGCCUUCCACCCCGGGCAACGCCACAGGGGGCCCCCUGCCAGCCUCCGCCGGCCAGGCCGGCCCGGCCACCCGUCGGCCCCUCUACCUCAAUCACCCCUGA